GCUUGUAAAUCUGUUGGAGUCGCUUCCUGUCUUGGGUGGUGGCCUCAAACUUUCUUACUCGACUUCAUUCCUCUGUGUGGGAAUGAGAGAAGGGAGAAAACUAGUUGUAUAAAAGCGAAAUACUGUGUGGCUGAAGAAGUGUCGUUGUGGACGGCAUUGUUUGUUUGACUAAUCUUGACACAUUUCUCGCCAAGGGAAAGUAAAUCUCGAGUUAUAGUUAUGCAGGCCAUCAAGUGUGUGGUCGUCGGGGACGGAGCUGUGGGUAAAACAUGCCUGCUGAUCAGCUACACAACCAAUGCCUUUCCUGGAGAAUACAUCCCCACAGUGUUUGAUAAUUACUCUGCAAAUGUGAUGGUGGAUGGUAAACCAGUGAACCUGGGUCUCUGGGAUACGGCGGGACAGGAGGACUAUGACAGACUCCGUCCCCUGUCGUACCCUCAAACGGACGUGUUUCUCAUCUGCUUCUCCCUUGUGAGCCCUGCCUCUUUUGAGAAUGUCCGUGCAAAGUGGUACCCAGAAGUGAGACACCACUGUCCAAACACUCCCAUCAUCCUGGUAGGAACCAAGCUUGAUCUGAGAGAUGACAAGGACACCAUUGAGAAGCUGAAGGAGAAGAAGCUCACCCCCAUCACCUACCCUCAAGGCCUGGCUAUGGCCAAAGAGAUCGGGGCAGUCAAGUAUCUGGAGUGCUCAGCGCUCACGCAGCGUGGCCUUAAGACGGUGUUUGACGAGGCCAUCCGGGCCGUGCUCUGCCCUCCCCCUGUCAAGAAGAGGAAGAGGAAAUGCCUGCUGCUCUAGAGCUCCGAGGAAAGAUUGCUGUGAUCCAAACUGUAUUUUCUAAGGGGAGAAGUUAGAAAUGAGACCAUGUUUUUAUUUUUCACUUCCUCCAUUGUAAUUACCAGUACACCUUUAUACCGUCACAAAACGUUUAUCAAUAGCUAAAAAAAAAUCCAUCCCUGA
Molecule: messenger RNA, 960 nt
Organism: Carassius carassius (crucian carp)
Lineage: Eukaryota; Metazoa; Chordata; Actinopteri; Cypriniformes; Cyprinidae
Product: ras-related C3 botulinum toxin substrate 1
Exons: 6
Coding region: 220-798 (192 amino acids)
Biological process (GO): regulation of actin cytoskeleton organization; small GTPase-mediated signal transduction; cortical cytoskeleton organization
Cellular component (GO): cell cortex; plasma membrane; dendritic spine
Molecular function (GO): GTPase activity; protein kinase binding; GTP binding
Source: RefSeq, a predicted model, not a curated record